This is a messenger RNA of Anopheles funestus (African malaria mosquito), 3019 nucleotides long. It is a transcript of the gene Smu1, whose product is annotated as WD40 repeat-containing protein SMU1. Gene Ontology annotation, biological process: mRNA splicing, via spliceosome. Gene Ontology annotation, cellular component: precatalytic spliceosome. NCBI's taxonomy places the organism in Eukaryota, Metazoa, Arthropoda, Insecta, Diptera, Culicidae. The record is from RefSeq and is a predicted model, not a curated record. The transcript is spliced from 2 exons. Bases 235 to 1764 code for a protein of 509 amino acids. Gene Ontology annotation, molecular function: protein binding.
UAUAUUUGAUGAGCUUUUAACUUUAAUGUACUACAUCAAAGCUAUUUUCAAUUAUAAAUUGCAAUAAUGAUUAUUAUUUCUAAAAUAUUCUUUGAUUUACAAAGAUCAUAGUAUUCAACAUUAGGUUAUGUACUCGUUUCACGGCUGUCAAACAGGUUGUGUACAAAAACAACGCUCCACUGCGAUAAUAACAUCUUUACGUUUACCGCAAGUUUUUCCCAAAUUUUGUGAAAAAUGUCAAUUGAAAUUGAAUCCGCCGAUGUGAUCCGUCUAAUUCAGCAGUAUUUGAAAGAGUCAAAUCUUCACAAAGCAUUGCAAACAUUGCAGGAAGAGACAGGCGUAUCGCUAAACACCGUCGACAGCGUGGAAGGGUUCGUUUCCGACAUUCACAAUGGCCAUUGGGAUACGGUGCUGAAAGCCAUCCAGUCGCUCAAACUGCCGGACAAAAAGCUGAUCGAUCUGUACGAGCAAAUAGUGCUGGAAUUGAUCGAACUACGGGAGCUGGGUGCUGCCCGGUCUUUGCUACGCCAAACUGAUCCAAUGAUAAUGCUUAAGCAGCAGGAAGCGGAACGUUACAUACAUCUAGAAAACAUGCUACAGCGUGCCUAUUUCGAUCCGCGAGAAGCAUACCCGGAAGGAUCGAGCAAGGAGAAGCGUCGUGCGGCCAUUGCGACCGCUCUUGCCGGCGAGGUAUCUGUGGUGCCAUCGUCGCGUUUGUUGGCACUGCUCGGACAGGCACUUAAAUGGCAACAGCAUCAGGGAUUGUUACCACCCGGCACGACGAUCGAUUUGUUCCGCGGUAAGGCCGCCAUCAGGGACCAGGAAGAUGAAUCGUAUCCGACACAGCUAGCCCGGCAGAUCAAGUUCGGACAGAAAUCUCACGUCGAAUGUGCAAUGUUCUCACCCGACGGUCAGUACCUGGUAACUGGCAGUGUUGACGGUUUCAUCGAGGUGUGGAACUUUACCACCGGCAAGAUACGUAAGGAUUUGAAGUACCAGGCGCAGGAUAACUUUAUGAUGAUGGAACAAGCCAUCCUGUCGAUGGGAUUCUCGCGUGACUCGGAAAUGUUAGCAACCGGUUCGCAGGACGGUCAGGUGAAGGUGUGGAAGCUUAUAACCGGUCAGUGUUUGCGACGGUUCGAGAAGGCCCAUUCGAAAGGAGUGACAUGUUUGCAUUUUUCCCGCGACAAUAGUCAAAUACUGACCGCUUCGUUCGACCAUUUGAUACGGUUGUAUGGGUUGAAGUCGGGCAAAAUGUUGAAAGAGUUCCGUGGCCACACGUCGUUCGUGAAUGAAGCUGUCUUUUCGCCCGACGGCCAUCACGUGCUGAGCGCCUCUUCCGAUGGUACGGUAAAGGUAUGGUCGUUGAAGACAACUGAAUGUAUUUCGACCUUUAAAGCAUUGGGUACCCAUUUGGCCGUAAAUUCGGUACUCAUACUGCCAAAGAAUCCGGAACAUUUUGUGGUUUGUAAUCGGUCGAACACGGUCGUGAUCAUGAACAUGCAGGGGCAGAUCGUGCGUUCGUUUUCGUCCGGUAAGCGUGAGGGUGGUGCAUUCAUCUGUGCUACGAUAUCGCCGCGCGGUGAAUUCAUCUACUGUUGCGGUGAGGAUUUGGUGCUGUACUGCUUCUCUGUAACGUCCGGCAAGCUGGAACGUACGCUGAACGUGCACGAAAAGGACGUAAUCGGGUUAACGCAUCAUCCUCAUCAGAAUUUGCUUGCAUCGUACGGUUGCGAUGGAUUAUUAAAAAUGUGGAAACCGUAAGAAGGUAAUCAGAUUGAAAUUACCUGCAAAAAUUGGCUAAACCAGUAAGUAAACAUAAAAUAAUUAUAAUAAAUGACGAGUGUGUGACAUAAAAAACACAACAGUAGCAGUAGUGAAUCAAACGAAAGAAAACAUUUCGUUUCUGAGUAAAUGUUUGUCCAACGAUAGUGUAUGCAUUUACUUCGUGUCACAACGGUUACGCUUAUCAGACAGCAUUAAUAUUAAAUCAUUGUUACGGGCGCGCACAACCAUACGACGAUAGACCAUCCGACCUGGACCAUCAUCCUGUGCCGUUUGUAAAUGGUGAACAAAGGACUGCUAAUGAUGUUUGCUUUCUUCUUCAACCGUUUCAUUCCUUGCUGUAUGUACAAUAAUUUAGUUAGCGGCAAACUUCGUCGACACAGCGCCGCUACUAUCCGUUAGAUCUUUUCUAUUGCUCUAAUAGUGAUGAUUGUUGUGGUUACUAAAAAUAUAUUUCCUCUUAACACUGGACGCAACGUAGAACGAAGAACGUAUUCCAAAUUUGCAUCUUUUGCUAGAAAAACCGGCGAAAGCCAGCUGCUGCUGGGUGGCGUUUGGUAACGAAUUUAUUUCUUCCGUGGACCUAAUCAGGCAGAAAAAGCAACACUAUAUAUCUAACCAUAAAAUAACUCUUUACUCUUUUGCUUUAGUUUCUUGACACUGUGCUACGAAAGACACGUUGUCAACAUGCGCUGGAUUCUGGAGAAGUCCAACGAGGAGUUAAUUGAAUCAUGAGACAAGGCUAUUGCCAGGCAAGCUAUGGUUAAAUUAAUUUGUGUCUUGUGGUUUUGUCUACUCCUUCGUCUUGCAAGGGCUCAGAGUAUAUUUAAAUGUGGCGAAGUCUCUUUCUUCACCUUUGUGUAACGUUAUUUGAAACAAGUGCUAGGUGGUUAGUAUCACCCAAAUGUUGGUUGGUUUUUUUGUUAAUUUUAAGGGCUGUUAGUCUUUGAUCUUCGAUCAUACUAUCUUUAACUCUUAGUUCCGCGUUCAUUGUUGAUGGAAUUAUUGUUUAGAGGUCUUCUUCGUACCAGUAUCUAAGGACAUAUUGAAGAUAUCUUAACUAAGGGAUUUGCAAACAUAUUUAACCGAUGAUCUGUCGUAGGUCUCGGCAAUUGAUGCCGAACCGAUUUAUCAACCUGAAGCCAAAUCACAAUCUGGGUAGUCAUCGAUGCAUGUAUAAUAUGGGAGGACUUAUGGCUGUAAACUCUAGAUAAUACUCUUAAGGAUGACAUCU